AACAUAUGCGUUCUUUUAAGAUGACAACUCGGCCCAGACAUGUUAAGAAUGUGGACGUUUCACGGUUAACCCUCUGGUCAAGGCCGGUCUAGUGCCUGAGUCACUUGCUGACAUUUUAGUACCACCAGCGUCAAAACCUGCAGCUCAACGAAAUAAAAGAAGAAUAGUUACCGAGGGACGAGUAAUAAGUGGUGACGAAAUACUGAAGGGGUUAAUGGAACGAGAGAAAGCUUCCGCCGAGAAAGACCGUCGAGAUGCGCAGCGAGCUUUGGAAGCCGACGAAAGGAAAAUGAUGAAAGAUCAGGAAGAAAUUGAAAAGAUGAAGAGAAAAGAGGAACGUGUUGAAAAGCGAUUGGCCAGGGAACAGGAACAGAAGAAAAAAGCGGACGAGAAAAUGGAUAGAGGGAAACUUGCUAACAAGAAGUUUACGUAUGGAGUCUGUUGUAUGAGAGGGAGGGUGUUGGAUGAGAGCAAGGGCAUUGUGUGGUUCGGGUGUGAUGAGAAAGUGUGUGGCAAAUGGUAUCAUUUUGAAUGUUUGCAUCGUAGCGAGCAAGAAUACUUGCGAGAGAGUAUGGAAGAGGGAGAAAGCUGGUAUUGUAAGGCAUGUAAGCCAUGGCUGUAUUGUGAAGAGUGAAUGGCUGUGUCCCUUGUGUUUCUCGUGCACGAGAUUCAUGUAAGCUGCUUUUGACGUUUGUGAUGUUUUGAUUAUUAUAAAACCUUAUGUAUUGAAUGAAACACGUUUUUGGUAUUAAAUAAUCAUCAUAUUAUAAAUAAUACCAAUGCAAUGAUAAUUUAUAGCCUUGUUUCUCUACCAAUAUGAAAUUAGCUCACGUUUAUUUAUUAAUGCGAUGACCGUACAACAUUUUUAAAGAGACAUCAAAAACGGAUAUUCUUGUAUGCACUGAUAUUGGGUUCCAAUUGUAACUCUAUUAAUACACACUGAAGAAUACAUUUUGCACCAUUAAAUUAAUACAUUCACGUGUUUCUAUCGUUUCAGUUCAGAAAAAUACCAUUUUAAACAUAAUUUGUUGCGAUUUACUCAAAUCAUAUAAAUGUCCGGAAAAUACUCCUGUAUAGUGUAAAAUUACCUCCCUUUGAUGACCCCAUAUGCGGGCCUCGUACAUACG
Messenger RNA from Dreissena polymorpha, 1127 nucleotides. RefSeq lists its product as uncharacterized. NCBI's taxonomy places the organism in Eukaryota, Metazoa, Mollusca, Bivalvia, Myida, Dreissenidae. The record is from RefSeq and is a predicted model, not a curated record. The coding region runs from base 215 to 634 and encodes 139 amino acids. The transcript has 2 exons.